AUGGCGAGCGGCGUAAGGGAUUCGAGCAAGAAUAGCCGCGUGGAAAGGUUAAUCUCGAGGAGGACAUCACAUGGAACGGUUCAAUAUUUGGUGAAAUGGAAGGGAUACAGCGCGUUUCAUAAUAGUUGGGAAGAUGAAGAUAACUUGACUACCGAUCUUAUUAGAACUUAUGACAAGCCAAUUGUUGACAAAGAGAGGCUAACUCGAAACGUCGAUAACCUGAGAUUAUCAGUCCUCUUUAAAUUAAGAAGAAGGGAGGGAAGGGAGAAGGGGUAUACUUUGUUAGAUAAGGAUGAUUUUAACAAAUGUGAUUUACCAGAAAACUGGGAUAGGGUUAUUGAUUGUAAUGGGGAUGGGGUAAGGGUUAAAUAUCCAUUUAAAAUUAGAUUGUUUUUAGCAAAAUCACCAAAAACAUAUUCUAUUAUAAAUGGGAAAAUUCAAGAAGAUCAGAGAAUGUUAAUUGAGAAACUAUCAAUCGAUUUCAGUCGCCAACCUGUAACUAUUCAAUCAUAGAUAUUAUAAACAGAAACUGAAAUUGAAAUUAACUGUAAUGGCUUUAGGGACUGUAAGGGGUUCCACUUGAAUGCAAAAGCUGCUAAGAAUAUGACCAACAAGUGAGUUGAAUAUACAAAAUAUAC
Molecule: messenger RNA, 638 nt
Organism: Pocillopora verrucosa
Lineage: Eukaryota; Metazoa; Cnidaria; Anthozoa; Scleractinia; Pocilloporidae
Source: RefSeq, a predicted model, not a curated record